Molecule: messenger RNA, 1959 nt
Organism: Drosophila takahashii
Lineage: Eukaryota; Metazoa; Arthropoda; Insecta; Diptera; Drosophilidae
Gene: ninaG
Product: neither inactivation nor afterpotential protein G
Molecular function (GO): flavin adenine dinucleotide binding; oxidoreductase activity, acting on CH-OH group of donors
Source: RefSeq, a predicted model, not a curated record
CCCCUUCAAGGCUUUAAUUGGAUUAGACCAAGUCCACUGCAGUCAGUGGUUCUCGCAUUCUAACUAGUUGGAUUUCGUCAUCGCACAGAACAGCAUGGGCCUGAAAUUCCAAAAGAUUCUGGUUUUGGGUGGGAUUAUCAUAGGAUUCCUGUCAGUCAUCGUCAUCCUGGUAGGGACACUGCUGAAGAACUCCAUACCCAAUGUUUUGGCACCGGAGGAGCGGCAAUUUGCUUUCGACUAUGUGAUUGUUGGAGCUGGAACUGGAGGCAGCACCCUCACCUCGCUGCUGGCCAAGCACAGCAAUGGAAGUGUCCUGCUCGUGGAGGCCGGAGGUCAAUUUGGUUUACUCAGUCGGAUUCCCCUGCUGACCACUUUCCAGCAGAAGGGCAUAAACGACUGGUCCUUCUUGUCCGUGCCGCAGAAGCACUCCUCCAAGGGUCUCAUCGAACAGAGGCAGUGCCUCCCGAGGGGCAAAGGACUGGGUGGUUCGGCCAAUCUCAACUAUAUGCUGCACUUUGAUGGUCACGCACCGGACUUUGAUUCUUGGCGGGACAUUCACAAUCUCAGCGAUUGGGGAUGGGACCAGAUGAGGUCCUUUAUGGCGGCUGCCAAGCCCAAGCCCCCGGAUAUGUAUGAAAUUCCUCGCCGUUACUCCAAGUUAACCGAAUCCCUUGACGAGGCACAGGCGCAGUUUGCCCACAAGGAUUGGAUCUUCCGACGGUCUGUGUAUAACAUAAGGAAUGGGUUGCGUCAUUCAGUGGUACAGCAGUUCCUAAAUCCGAUGCUCCAUCGCACGAAUCUCCGUCUGUUGCCCGAUGCUUUGGUGAAGCGGAUUCAACUUUCCUCCAGCCCAUUUCCCCAAGCCACCUCCAUUCUCGUGGGGAUUAAGGACGAGGAGAACAGGGAGCAGGAAUUCAGCAUCGAGGUGAGAAGAGAGUUGAUACUCUGCGCUGGAGCUUACCAAACUCCUCAGCUCCUGUUGGCCUCUGGAAUCGGAGAUAUGGGAGUAUUGAACAAAAUGGGGAUUCCCGUUCAGCAUAGUUUACCUUUGGUGGGUCACAAUCUGCACGAUCACUUCAAUGUUCCCCUCUUCGUUUCAAUGGGAGUUCCUGGUCCUACAUUAAACCAAAACACCUUAUUGAAUCCAAUGACCUUGAUUAACUACCUUAGUUCGGGAACCGGACCGCUGGGAAACUUUGGAGUGCUGGGAAAUGUGGCAAGCUAUGGAGGAUCAGGAGCCUCGUCCUUUGGGAUCACCUUCUUUGGAGCCGGUGCCAUCGAUGAAUCUGCUCUGAUGUCAAUAUCGAAUUUUAAGGGCCCAGCCUUCCGGGCCCUCUUUCCACGCUAUUAUAACGCCUCGCAGGAAGGCUUUGUGGUCAUUUCCAGCUGCCUGCAGCCAAGAUCACGAGGAUCCGUGGGUCUCCUUAACCGGCACAUGAGAAGAAAUCCCCUGAUAGAUCCUAACUACCUCAGUAGCGAAGAGGAUGUGGUCUGCACAAUUAAGGCUAUUCGAAGUGCAGUGGAGCUGGUCACUUCAGCUGCCUUUGCUUCACUGCAUCCCCGCAUCCACUGGCCUCGUCUGCAGGAGUGCUCCAAUUUCGGUCCCUUCGAACGGGACUUCUUCGACCACCAACCCUCGGAUCACUAUCUGGAGUGCCUGAUGCGUCACAUUGGCCUGGGAUCUCAUCAUCCAGGAGGCACUUGUGCUCUUGGCAGCGUCGUGGACUCGCAGUUGAGAUUGCAGGGUGUAUCCAAUGUGCGAGUGGUGGAUGCCAGCGUCCUGCCCCGUCCCAUCUCGGGAAAUCCCAACUCGGUGGUCGCAGCUAUUGCAUUGAGAGCCGCCUCAUGGAUACUGAAGAGCGAACUGCAGACCGGUGAUUUAAAAUGAAUGAAAUUCUCUGUGAGAUUAAUGCUUUCAAGUUGAGGGACAACCUCACUGAAAAAAACAUUCAUUUUAUU